CAACCCAGCGACUCCAUUCCUUGCCAGUCAGCCCCAUCCCCAUUCCUUGUCAGUCAGCCAGUCGCCGCCGCUGCUCGACGCCGCCGCGCCGGCCAACUCAUGAGCAGUGAACCCCACAGAGAAGGCACAGUCCACAUGAGCGAGGAUGCCACCUCGCCGGCGCUGGAGCCGGGGCCACCGCCUCUGCCGGACAACGACGACCUCCACCGGGAGAUCUUCCUCCGCCUCCCGCCGCUCCCCUCCUCCCUCCCCCGCGCCUCCCUCGUCUGCAAGCGCUGGCGCCGCAUCCUCUCCGACCCGGCCUUCCUCCGCCGCUUUCGCGCCCACCACCGGACGCCUCCCCUCCUCGGCUUCUUCGCCGACGAGGACGGCGACAUCGAGUUCAUCCCCACGCUGCGCCGGCCCGACCGCAUCCCGCGCGAGCGCUUCUCCCUGCCGCGGCGCGACGCCGGCGACUACCUGAGCUUCCUCGGAUGCCGCCACGGCCUCGCCCUCCUCAUCGACCGCGCGCGCCUCGAGGCCGUCGUGUGGAACCCCGUCACCGGCAGCCAGCUCCGCGUACCUUUCCCGCCGGGGUUCGGCCAAGGACACAACGUCUACAGAGGCGCCGUCCUGAGCUCCUCCGGCGACGGCCACGUGCACGGUGAUUGCCGCCUGAUCCCCUUCAAAUUGGUACUGGUGCAUCAUGCUGAUCUCAGUGUCGCGAUUGUGUCCGCCUGCCUAUAUGAAUCGAAGUCUGGUAAAUGGGGCAAUGCCAGCUCAAUGGCUAUUCCACAUUUCUCUAGUUUGCAUCAGCCCGGUGUCCUUGUUGGGAAUCAAGUUUACUGGAUGCUAUUGGGGACUAGCGACAUCCUUGAGUUUGAUUUGAAUGGCCAUAGCUUAGCUGUAAUUAAGAAGCCAGAGGACGCCCAUGUUAAAAGCAAUUCAGGCCUUCAGGCCUUGCGGACAGAAGAUAACAAGCUUGGCCUUGCAACUAUUUCAGAACUGGGCAUCCAAUUGUGGGGGAGGGAGACCAAUUCAUACGGUGUUGGCAGAUGGGCGCCAUUGAAAACUGUUGAACCAGACAAGCUCCGUUCAAUAAGUCCAUCAAUGAGGAUACGGCCAGCAACGAUUUUGGGGUUUGACGAGGAUAACAAUGCCUUUUGUAUUUGCACGAAUAUUGGCCUCUACAUGAUCCAGCUUGGGUCAUUGCAGUUCACAAGACUUUUUGACGGCGAUAUGUUUACUGCCUACUAUCCCUACACAAGUUUCUACACUGCAGGCUUGGGCAUUGGCGGUGGAGAUGAUAGAGCUGAAAUCCUGAACAAUGCAUGAGACAGUUAUCCAAUAUAUUUGAGGUGUUUGAUGAACAGAUUUCCUUGGUGUUCAUCGGUUUGUUGGACUUGUUUUUCUCCUAAUUUGGAAUUGGUGGUGGAAAUGAUAGAGCUAAAAUGUCAAUCAAUACAUCAGAUGAUCGCCCCAUUUUGAAGUGUCGUGCUAGUUGAACAAUGGAUGCGAAUUUAUCUUCUACUACAUGUAUGUCUGUAUGAUCUGCCCACUGCCUUCCCCGGUGGUUCCGUUAACAGUCGCAUCCCUGUGUCAUGGUGGCGUCUCCGUGCUGCGUCUCCGGCGGGGGAUAAGUGGGAGGGUCACGAGGGCAAACAGUCUAUUCGGAACCGACCAAAGACUGGAAAAUAAUGACGACUACCUGAAUUUUCUGUCCCAAUUCCUGUAUCAACUGUAAAAGACCAAAAUGUAAAGGGACUAAAGAAAGUUUUAGUCGUUACCAAAUCCCACCACACACUCUUGGACCAAGAAUAUCUCUGGGACUUAACUUUCAA
Messenger RNA from Panicum virgatum (switchgrass), 1820 nucleotides. RefSeq lists its product as uncharacterized. Bases 100 to 1314 code for a protein of 404 amino acids. Lineage: Eukaryota; Viridiplantae; Streptophyta; Magnoliopsida; Poales; Poaceae. The transcript is spliced from 3 exons. Gene Ontology annotation, molecular function: protein binding. The record is from RefSeq and is a predicted model, not a curated record.